This is a messenger RNA of Clarias gariepinus (North African catfish), 4972 nucleotides long. It is a transcript of the gene elfn1a, whose product is annotated as extracellular leucine-rich repeat and fibronectin type III domain containing 1a. The transcript is spliced from 4 exons. Lineage: Eukaryota; Metazoa; Chordata; Actinopteri; Siluriformes; Clariidae. Bases 812 to 3208 code for a protein of 798 amino acids. Gene Ontology annotation, molecular function: protein binding. The record is from RefSeq and is a predicted model, not a curated record. Gene Ontology annotation, cellular component: plasma membrane.
AACCGCUAGAGUUCGCCUUCAACCGUUGAAAGCCGGCGCAGUGCGACUGAUCCUUUCCUUCCUCUGUGUCUCCGUGUCUGGGAUUUCGUUCAGCACAGCUGUGUGAGGAGAGAGUGUAUGGUUUUUGAACCCGUGAAUAUUUGUCUGGACCGCGCUGGUCGCCGCAGCUGAAGUGCCGAGAGGCUAUGUGAGAAGAAACGUGCCGAACCGAAGUGCGAGGACAGGUGCUGCUUGAUGGAAGCAGCCAAACAGCCAUCUGCUCUAGAACACUUCUAGCCCCUGGAAAGGAGCUGUCUCGUACUUGCAGAACUGAUUAAUGUCUUCGUCUCGCUCACCAAAAGACAUACCUGGCAGAUAGACCGAGAGAGUAAGAGAGAGCUGCUGAUGAAGGGGUGAGAGAUGCGUGUUCUCAACGGAGUGCUUAACCUGAGCAGCAGGGGCUGUACCUUUGGGGCCAUAAAUGAGACUAAAGAAAUGGAAAAAAGGAAAAGACAAGGGGAUGAGAGCCAUCAAUUCUUUCCCAGGAGAAAAUAAGCACAAACUAACCUGAGGUGGUGAUAGACUACAACCCAACAAGAGAACCCUGUAUAAGUACAAAUACUGUGGCCACAAAAGAAUAAUAAAAGUUAGAAGAAAAAAAAAAACUGAAGAUCUUAUAUAAAAAACUUCUAUUGUUGCCUAGACUCUGGACACCAAUUUCACUUUGUCUACAGAAAAAAAAAUACAGCUGACUAUCCUGCCAGAAUACUGUGAGGCUCUGUCCAGCCUAGUAGAAACUAAACGUGACAUCACUACCUAAUUGUUCCUAUCAAUGUUCAUGAUCUCCAGAAAGGCAUACAUGGCUUGUAGUGGUGGUGUCGUGAUGAGUGCCUUCUUCUGGUCUAUGGCCAUAAUCUAUCUGACUCACAUAGGUGGAGUGAAAGGUGACUGCUGGCUCAUUGAAGGGGAAAAGGGCUUUGUUUGGCUUGCCAUCUGCAGCCAAAACCAGCCACCUUAUGAGGCCAUUCCUCAGCAUAUCAAUAGCACCAUUGUGGACCUUCGCUUGAAUGAAAAUAAGAUUAAAAGUAUCCAUUAUUCUGCCCUCAGCCGCUUUGCCAACCUAACAUACCUGAACUUAACAAAAAAUGACAUCAGUUAUAUAGAGGAUGGGGCUUUUUCAGCUCAAUUCAACUUACAGGUACUCCAGCUAGGUUUCAAUAAACUCCGUAACCUAACAGAAGGGAUUCUCAGGGGGUUAGGAAAGCUGCAGUACCUCUACCUCCAGGCCAACCUGAUUGAGACUGUGACACCCAAUGCCUUUUGGGAGUGCCCAAAUAUAGAAAACAUAGACCUCUCUAUGAAUCGCAUUCAGGUGCUAGAUGGAAACACCUUCACCAGCCUCACCAAGCUGACAACCUGUGAGCUUUACACCAACCCAUUCAACUGCUCUUGUGAGCUUCUGGGGUUUGUCAAGUGGCUGUCAGUCUUCCCCAACAGAACAAAUGAACGGAUGGUAUGUGAUUCUCCUGCAGGUGUUUCUGGUUACAGUCUUCUAAGCCAGAACCCGAACAAUCCUACUCAGCGCAAUGCACUGCAUAUGCUGUCCACUGUGUGCACGGAGGACUAUGUGACUCCGUAUAUCCCUGUGCCUCCUGAGACCACGACUUUCUCUCCAGAUGUUACCCCUUGUGAGCUGGAGGACUGUCCUUCUGGUAGUGAGCCAGAGGAAAUAAGCAUUAGUCCCACUUACCCAGACCUUGAUGUAAAACCAAUUAUGAAGCUAAAACAAGUCUCCCAUACAAAUGCAGUGAUUAAUGUUCAGAUACCCCAUCCUUAUAAGAAAAUGUACAUCCUUGUUUUGUACAACAACAGUUUCUUUACAGACAUUCAGAAUCUAAAACGACAAAAGGAAGACGUUGAGUUAAAGAACCUAAAACCUCACACUGAGUAUACCUACUGUGUGGCCUCCAUACGCAACUCUUUGCGCUAUAACCAUACGUGUCUCACGUUAUCCACAGGCCCCCAAACUGGGAAAGUGAUAGAGACUAAUAAUGCUACAGCCACCCACUACAUAAUGACCAUCCUAGGAUGCCUUUUCAGUAUGGUCAUUGUUUUAGGAAUGGUCUACUAUUGCUUACGAAAGAAAAGGUACCAAGAGGAAAAGCACAAAAAGGCAGGUAGUAUGAAGAAGAAUAUAAUAGAGCUUAAAUAUGGUGGUGAACUGGAGGGAGGGACUAUAUCCAGGGUGUCUCAAAAGCAAAUAAUGGCUGCGGAGAGUAUGUCUCGGAUGCCAUAUUUGCCUUCUGGGAGUGAGAUGGAUCAGUACAAAAUUCAGGACAUAAGUGAUACACCAAAAAUGACUAAGGGCAACUACAUGGAUGUGAGAACAGCUGAGCAUCAAGACCGAAGAGAGUGUGAGAUGCCUAUGCCAAGCAAUAGUCAGGGUUCUGUUGCUGAGAUCUCCACAAUCGCAAAAGAGGUGGACAAAGUCAACCAGAUUAUUAACAAUUGCAUUGAUGCUCUGAAGUCAGAGUCAACUUCUUUCCAAGGAGUCAAAUCUGGAGCUGUUUCAACAGCAGAGCCGCAGUUAGUUCUGAUCUCAGAGCAACCCCAGAGCAAAUCUGGCUUUCUGUCCCCUGUUUACAAGGACAGCUACCACCACUCCUUACAGAGACACCACUCCUCAAACACCUCCCCAAAGCGACCCAGCACGGCAACCGGCGGUCCCAUGCGUAGUCCGAGGCCCUACCGCUCAGAGGGGGCAUAUAAAUCAGACUCAAAAUACAUAGAGAAAACCUCGCCUACAGGUGAGACCAUCAUGACCAUUACUCCAGCUGCCGCUAUACUAAGAGCAGAGGCAGAGAAGAUACGUCAGUACAGUGAACACAGACACUCCUACCCUGAUGCCCAAAUUGAGGAGCUUGAGGGACCAGAGAAUCGUAAAGCAUCCAUCCUGGAGCCUCUGACAAGGCCUCGGCCCAGAGACUUGGCCUAUUCUCAGCUGUCUCCUCAGUACCAUAACCUUAGCUACUCCUCCAGCCCUGAGUAUUACUGCAAACCAACUCACAGCAUCUGGGAACGCUUCAAGCUCCAUCGCAAACGGCACAAAGAUGAGGAAUACAUGGCAGCAGGCCAUGCCCUGCGUAAAAAAGUGCAGUUCGCCAAGGAUGAGGACCUGCAUGACAUUCUAGAUUACUGGAAAGGUGUGUCCGCUCAACAUAAGUCUUAAUCUUCUCAAGUGUUUCUUCAAGUGGCUUUUUGUUGGACUGUGACAAAAGAAUGAGUUUUGAAUUGCAUUUUAAUGGAGGACAUAGCCAACUUUGACUAAUGGGGAAUGUGGGAAAUGGGAAAUAUACUCUUAGUUUUGUAAAUUUACCAAAAGGAUAUAUACAAGAUAAGAAAAAAAAAAUCUAUAUGUUCAAGUGGAUUAUAAGUAUUUGGUUCCGCAUGGCCAAGUCCUGUGACAAUGGAUUUUCUACUGUGUAUAGUGAGAGGAAAAAAAAAAAAAAAAACCACACACACACACUGACAGAUGUCUUCUGGAAAUAUGUUUCUUCUCACUGUACAUUGAUUAACAGUUCUCCAUAUACAGUAUAUUGAGUUAUAAAUACAAAGGGACUAAUGUACAAUAUAAUGUUUUUAUACUUACAGUAAGAGAUCGUUUAUGGUUAUGAAGGAAAAGCAAAUAGGAAACGUUUGAUUCAGGUUUAGAUUAUGGAUUAUAGACUCAGCUCCUGUGACAUUUGUUUGUAAUGAAUGUUUGGAGUUCAGACGGAUAAACAUUGCACUUGUCACCGGAAUGGUUUAUGUCCAUUCGAAACUCCAUUUAAUCUAGUCUGCUUUGUCAUUAUUCAUUCAUGUCACUAAAUAUAAAAUGCACAAUAUUAUAAUGUUAUUAAAGGCUCAUAAAUUUGGAUAGCUUGUUACUUCAAAACAGAUCGGCGGGAGGUAUCUCUGAAACGUCUGCAGAAUCGGGAUGUGGGGAAACGCAUCCCAGAAAGAUUGAGAACCGUAAGAUAUAUACAAAUAUAUUUAUAAAUAUAUGUAUCCGAAUGAUGACAUCAAUGAAAACCCAUCUCAGUGAAAUCAACUUUUAUAUGCAUUAGAGAUUUAUUUACCGGUGAGUCACUUAUACUUUGUUUUUCAAUUGUACAAAGCUUGCUGUGAAGAAUUUACAGUAUAACGGCCAGCUCAACUGUUUGAGCGACAGCUUAGAAACUCAUACCGUGCAUAAGUCUCCUCUAUUCUUCAACCCUGAGGAUGAAUGUAUUACAUACAGGUCAUGAUAGAAAAAUGCAGCCUUUUUUUUCAGCUGCAUGUUUUGUUAUUCAUACUUCUUUUCUUAUCAGUUCUCUUUCAACAGUACCAAACCGACUAGAAAAAAAAGAGACGUUUAAAAUCGUGCGUGUUAGUUGUUUUUUUUACUGGUUUGACAAACAAAGAAGCUUUUGUAAAUGUUCAAAAUCAAUUAACGGAACGGAGCUGGAGCUAUGGCACCGAUCAGGAACGUGAGGCGUGCAAGACGAGAGACACUGAUUGACUCCCACCCUGACCUGUUGCCACUGGAUUCCAUCACCAGAACAGUGUUACAGGAAGUGACCGGGUCGUCCAAUUUCUUAUUUCAAUCGCCUUAAACUUCUGAAAUAUACGUGUACCUGCUUUUAUUUUCCUUUCUCUUUAAGUGUUGAUGUUUUUGAAAGGUCUUUAUUUCUUGUCUUUUUUUAAAAAAGAGCAUUUCAAUAGAUUUCAAGAACUGACCAAUUUAUAGCCAAUCUAGCAAGUAAUCUGUGUGUUUUUAUAUUGCAUACUGUAGCACUCCUAUAUCAUAAACGUUAGUAAUGUUUGGACAAUGUGAACUGAAGCAGCUGUUGCUGAAAUACAUCAAGAAACAACCAAGAGCACAAUAAAGUGUUAUUUUUAUUUCUUCUUACUAUAUUACCUGUUUCAGACUACUGUGAUAUUAAGGGAAAUUCCAAGACCUUAAUAAUCAUUU